Messenger RNA from Cricetulus griseus (Chinese hamster), 1814 nucleotides. The record is from RefSeq and is a predicted model, not a curated record. NCBI's taxonomy places the organism in Eukaryota, Metazoa, Chordata, Mammalia, Rodentia, Cricetidae.
CUACAUCAAAUGGGUCUUUGGAAGGCCUGCAUAACCAGGAGGGAGGGGUGUGCCAAACAAGAUCUAUGAAAAUCCUCAUGAAAGUUGGACAAGAUGCAAGUCCUGCUGGAUUAACCAGGAAUAAUGAUCCAACAAGACGUCCAGAGCUAGAAGCUGGUACCAGCACUGAAGGGAACACCGCAGGGCAUUCUGGGAACAAUCUCCUGGGUUCCAAAGUGGCCUUAUUCACAGGAAUCACAUCAGGAUGCAUCAUCUUCAUCGUCAUCAUCAUUACCUUGGUGGUACUGCUGCUCAAGUACCACAGGAGGCACCGCAAACACUCUCCACAGCACAGUACCACACCCAAGCAAGGUGGCAACAACUCUGGCUGGGAACCCAGUGAAGUUAUCAUACCGCUAAGGACUGCAGAUAAUGUCUUCCACCCACACUAUGAGAAGGUCAGUGGGGACUAUGGUGAUCCAGUGUACAUCAUGCAGGAGAUGCCCCCACAGAAUCCUGGCAACAUUUACUACAAGGUCUGAGGCCUGGGACCUUCGCCUCGCAAGGGAACUCUCACCUUGUUGUGGGUGCAGGGACUGAGCCUGGCUCUGGGGGCGGAAUGCCUCCUGGAAGAGCCUGGAGCAGGAGACUUUUGUAGGCUGUAGUUUUUCAGCCUUGGGGAGCCACAGACCCUCCCUGGAAGCCGGAAGACUGCUAAGAAAUCCCCACUUGAACUGCGGUGUCCCUGUGCGGACCUCUAUGCUAUGCACCCAGCCAGGCACUCAGGCCUCUGCAGAUCCCAUGGAGGACACGGUGGGCUAUGGGUGAUGCAGCAGUACCUUAGGACAAAGUUGCACCUCUGCCUCUGUGUUUCCUGCCAUGCACACUGGACUUGUCCCUCAGACCUUGGGUAACCUAAGUAAGAUUUUCCAAGAUCUGUAGCAUUUAGUCCUCACUCCUUCUGUUUCCAGGACUCUGCAACACCUCCCCAGACCCUUCACUCCACAUCCUGAAUCAUUCAGGGACACUCACCACGGGGCCUUGGCCCCAUCCUUUACACCAAGAUGAGAUUAAAUGGGUAUUAUGUACAGAAUUCUGCUUUCCUGGAGGCUUGGCUGGGUUGCCUGGGAGGGGUGGCCAAGUGAGGAAGGUGCUGGCUACCACCACAGGUGGAGCAUAGUGGGGAAAGCAAGAAGGAAACAAUAGAUAGUGCUUUGAUUUUGCUGAGAGGAAAGAGGAAAGUGGGAGACUACAGACUUUGGUGAGUGGUGGUGAGCUCACUAUCACAGGUAUGCAACUAGGAAUCAAAGUCCCUCUCCUGAAGUGGAACCAAGGGGCCAUUGCUUCAUGUUCUCUUUUGACAUCAUCAAUUGCUGAUUCUCCUGCAGGAUGACUUUGAUGCUAUGGGAUUUCUGCCAUUUUGCCAGCACUGGCAUGGCCCUUGGAUCCACCACUCCAUUUGAACUACUCACGCAGCUCAUAUUGUCUUUUGUUACAAAUCUUACAGAUGGGGGUGCUUCCAGGUAUUUAGGCCCACAUUCUAUUUUAAGGCUGUAUAUUCGGUUUUCAUAAAUUGAUCUUGGAGGCCCAAUUAUCAUCCCUGUCCAUCUUGUAAGUGUCAUUUCCUCGUCACCCUCUAGACCCCGGCUAACUGUGCCAUCACCUACUCCUUUCUGUCCUUCCAACUCUUCCAACGGUCGGAAAUUUCGAGGGACUUUUACACCAGAGCCUGUGGUGGCUGUCAACUUGCUUGCCAAUUGUUUUCUCUUAACUCGAGUUCCCGAUAUCUUGAGGGAUUCUGUGAUCCCAGAAAGAAAUAAAUCUUCCUUGCUAAA